Molecule: messenger RNA, 2991 nt
Organism: Electrophorus electricus (electric eel)
Lineage: Eukaryota; Metazoa; Chordata; Actinopteri; Gymnotiformes; Gymnotidae
Source: RefSeq, a predicted model, not a curated record
AUGUUUGUGAUCCCGCUGGUCUCUGGGUGUGAGGUCUGCCUGGUUGGUGAGGAGCUGGCUUGGAUGGGUGCCCAUGAUAAAAAGAGACUACUAAUCAGGAUCCAGGACUUGGGACACCAGCACCGGGACCAGAACCGUUGUUCCUCUGGGCCAUACCCCUCCCUGUCCACCAGCCUGCCCAUGGAGAAGUUCAGUCAGGGGCCUUGCCAGGCUGCUGAAGGCCCAGAUGAAUCACCAAAAGAAAGUGGUGAACCCCCUGGAACUGCUGGAGCUUACGGCACAACUGGGGUUUUGGCCAUCCAGUCACCACCUCCACUUUGCAAGGCUGCAUGUCAAGUUGGCUAUUUAAACCAGUGUAAAGCAACCAUUCAGAGCUUCAGAGUGCUGGGAGGCACCAAGACUACCAUGCAGAUCACUUCAAGUCUGGUGUUAUUUGUAUCAGUGCUAUGGAUGACUGCGUUCAACCCUGCAGGAUCUAAAGCAAGCCCAUUCAGCUGCAGGGUGUGGGCUGAGCCUCAGAUGCCUGAUUUUUCAAUGAAUGGAGAUUUUAUCAUUGGAGGGAUCUUCUCUAUUCAUUCCUAUAUGAAAUCAGAGCAGAACACUUAUACCACGAUGCCACCACAGCCACAGUGCACUGGGAGCAUGGAAUUCAGGCAGCUGCACUUAGCCCGAGCCUUGGAAUUUACCAUCAACGAGAUCAACAACAGAACCGAUCUUCUGCCAGGCAUCAAGUUAGGCUACCAGAUAUAUGACUCGUGCUCUGCAGUGCCGAUGUCAGUCAAAGCUGCAUUUCAGUUUAUAAAUGGCUUGGACCCCGUUAUCAACGACACUGAUGCCUGUUUAAAACAUGCAGCUGCUGCUGUACCUGCUAUCAUAGGAGAAUCUUCUUCGACCCCGUCAAUUGCCAUGGCCAGAAUGCUCGGUCUAUUUGGAAUUGCAGAGGUGAGUCAUUCAGCAACCUGCGCGUGUCUGAGCGAAAAGAGUCAGUUUCCAGCGUUCUUUAGGACUGUACCUAGUGACCACCACCAAGCAGCCGCACUGGCGAGAAUUGUUAAAUAUUUCGGCUGGACAUGGAUUGGAGCAGUGCGCAGCGACACGGACUACGGAAACUAUGGGAUGGCAACGUUCUUGAAGGCUGCGCAAGAGGAGGGGAUCUGUGUAGAGUACUCCGAGGCCUAUUUAAGGACACAACCGCGCAGUAAACUGGAGAGAGUGGCAAACAUCAUCCGCAGAUCCACGGCUCGCGUAAUAGUUGCGUUUCUAACAGCAGGCGAAAUGAAAUUUCUCUUGGAAGAACUGGCACGACAGCCACUGCCUCCACUUCAGUGGAUAGCGAGCGAGGCAUGGAUCACACAUCCAGAUAUUCUACGGUUUAACAUAUGCGCUGGUGCAAUAGGUUUUGGAAUCCCUCGGUCAGUUAUCCCAGGUCUUCGUGAGUUUCUUCUAGACCUUUCUCCAGCUCAAGCCUCAACAUCGCCCAUAUUAACGGAAUUUUGGGAGAGCUCAUUCAGCUGUAACCUAAAAGGGCGGACAGACUCCUCAAAGUUCCAGCGGGAAUGUGACGGUAGUGAAGACAUCCACGCUCUACAGAAUCUAUAUACGGAUACGUCUCAGCUGCGCAACACUAAUUUAGUAUACAAAGCUACAUAUGCAAUAGCACAAGCUAUUCAUGGUGUAAUUUGUAAUGACACGCAAUGCGACAAACCGAAUAAGUUGGCAUCAUGGCAGAUACUUGACCAGCUUAAGAGAGUGAACUUCACCACAAAGAAUGGUUAUCAGGUCAACUUCGAUUCCAAUGGAGAUCCUGUAGCUGCGUAUGAGCUCACAAACUUGCAGUUUAAGAAAGAUGGCACUUUAGAUUUUGUGCCAGUGGGCUACUAUGACUCAUUCAAACCAAGACAACAGGAGUUCAGAAUGAUCAGUGAUAUCCACUGGGUGGGAGGACAUACAGAGGUGCCAGUGUCUGUGUGCAGUGAGAGCUGUCCUCCAGGCACCAGGAAGGCUGUGCAGAAGGGAAGGCCUGUCUGCUGCUAUGACUGUAUACCAUGUGCAGAGGGAGAGAUCAGUAACAAGACAGAUUCUCUGGACUGUGUUCACUGCCCUCCUGAAUUCUGGCCUAAUGCCAAACAAGACGUCUGUCUCCCCAAGCCUAUUGAGUUCCUCUCCUGGGAUGACACUCUAGCCAUCAUUCUGACAGUGUUCUCCAUCACCGGGGCCUUCAUGUCUGUGUGCAUAGCUGCUGUCUUCUACAAACACAGGGCGUCUCCCAUCGUCCGAGCCAACAACUCAGAGCUGAGCUUCCUGCUGCUCUUCUCGCUGACUCUGUGUUUCCUCUGUUCACUUACUUUCAUUGGUCGGCCCUCUGAGUGGUCCUGUAUGCUGCGUCACACAGCAUUUGGGAUCACCUUUGUCCUCUGCAUCUCCUGUGUUCUGGGGAAAACAAUAGUGGUGUUAAUGGCCUUCAGGGCUACACUUCCAGGCAGUAAUGUCAUGAAAUGGUUUGGGCCUCCACAGCAGAGACUUAGUGUUCUUACCUUCACUCUAAAACAGGCCAUAAUUUGUGUGAUUUGGUUAAAAGUAUCUCCUCCUUUCCCUUUCAAAAAUGUAAAGCACUGUAAAGACAAAAUCAUUCUUGAAUGUAAUUUGGGAUCAAGCAUAGGUUUUUGGGCUGUGCUGGGUUAUAUUGGAUGUUUGGCUUGUCUGUGUUUUAUUUUGGCCUUUCUAGCACGGAAGUUGCCUGAUAACUUUAAUGAAGCCAAAUUCAUCACAUUCAGCAUGCUCAUAUUCUGUGCAGUUUGGAUCACCUUUAUUCCAGCUUAUGUCAGCUCUCCUGGAAAAUACACUGUAGCUGUGGAGAUAUUUGCUAUUUUGACUUCAAGCUUUGGUUUGAUUAUUUGUAUUUUUGCUCCAAAAUGUUUCAUAAUUGUUUUUAGACCAACAAAGAAUACCAAGAAACACCUUAUGGGGAAAGUACCCUUAAAAGCUCUCUGA